AUGGAAAAAAUUAUCGAAUCUCUUCUUAAUUCGGCACAUCCUGAAGACGUAAAAAAUAAAUUUAUUGUAGUUUAUUUAAAAGGCUCAAGUAAUUCAAAUAACUUACAAAAAGCAGAUUGGGAACAACUUUGCGAAUAUGCAUAUGGGCUCAUCACCAAGAAUACCUCUCGCGUUCAUUAUGUUUCGGGUGAACUUAUUCUGUCUCAAAUAGCACAAUUACAGACAUCAAUAUAUAUGCUUUAUUUUAAUUCGGAUUGGAUAGGACAAACCCUUAGUAAUGCAAAUAAUGUGCCUUCGUAUCAACAAUUAAGAGCAUUAAUUAAGAUAAUUAAAUUUAAACAAGAAGUUGCAAGCAAUUCCGACGAUGUUAAAAACGAUUGUCAAUUAUUACAAUCCUGCGCUAAUAAAUAUAUUGGGGUAGUCAAAAGUAGGAUCGAUUGGUUGCAACUUUUUGUAUAUAUGUUUAUUGAUAUUCCACAAUCAAUUCCCGAAGAUCACGGUAGAUUAAUUGAGGUACUUGUGUAUGCUUUAGCGAUUCCGGAGAAUGACUCUUUAGAAUCAUAUAAUGAAUUUGUGGAGCAGACUGUAAAUCUGAUUGAAUCUUUAUGGAAAAAAAGCACGGAAAAUAUAGGUAUUACCAUCCGUGAAGUCUUUAUAAGGCUUUCGAGCAAUCAAACUUGUUCCAAAUCUAUAGUACUUUUAAUUAGUAAGAUACCUAAAUCAUGUACAUCAAUUAUUUUACCUUAUGUUCAGAAGAUUCCCCCAAAUGAUAUUAAUAAAUUUGAAGUAUGUAUUGAACGAAUGAUUUCAAUGAUACCACACCAAUUCGCUGAUAAUAUUGGUUGUUGGAUCGUAGAAUUAGUCAAAGCUUUGGAAAAAUCACAGGAUAAAACUAUAUUAAUACGGAUCGCUCGUGCAAAUACGGCUAGAUGCUUUGAAUAUUUGCUGGAACGCAAUGCGCGUAAUGAUGCUUUAAUGGUUGGUGAAUAUUUACUACUUGGAGCACCCGACGUCUUCGAUUUAAUCAUUUCAACUUUUUCUAAAGUUUUGGAGAAGAUUGCUCAAGAGGAAGAUCGAGUCACUUUGCUUGAACUUUCAAAAAUAGCCCAAUGUCUUAUGCAUCGAUUUCCUAGUGGAGGCUAUAGAUAUUCGCAACUUUCUAAAACUUUGAAAUCGCUCAAUUUGCCGGAUUUGAAACAGGAUGAAAUUUCGGAUAUACUUAGAAAGAAUACAUGGUUUAAGGGAACGAAUAUUGCAGGUGGUCGUAAGGAAACUAUGACGAAGACUCCUAUUUAUUCCUCGCAAAUUACAAAAAAGAAAGGAUUACAAAACUUAGGAAAUACAUGUUUUAUGAAUAGCGUACUUCAGGCGUUAUUCAACUCAAUGGAAUUCAGAAAUCGCAUAUUACAGGCAGAAAUUUCAAAAACAAAAACACCAACGAUUUAUCAACUUCAAAUAUGUUUUGCUUGUAUGAUGUUUUCCACUAAAUCAUAUUUUUCGCCAUCAGAAUUACUGAAGACUCUACCAGAAUGGUUGAAUGAUGGUCGACAACAAGAUUGCCAUGAAUUUUUGAAGCAAGUAUUAUUUCGGAUUGAAGAGGAGUCAGAAAAAUCUAAAAAAUCUAUAUCAGAAGAAAUUUCAACCACGACUGAUAUUCCUAUAUGUCCGUUUGGUGGAAAAUUAGAGAACACAAUUAAGUGUCUGACAUGCGGGAACAAAUCAAAAACGGAGGAAGAAUUUCAUGACCUUUCCCUCUCAUUAAAAGUUGAUGCAUCAGAUAAUCUUUCGUUCUCAGAUUUACUGUCGGAAUUUCUUUCCGAAGAGGACCUAAAAGGUGAUAAUCAAUAUUCUUGUGAUAAAUGUGGAGGAUUACGUGAUGCAUUAAAGUUAACGCGAAUAAUUAUACCACCGCGUUAUUUAAUAUUAUCGCUUAAUCGAUUCGAGUAUAAUGUGGAAUAUGGUAGAAGAAUAAAAAUUAUGACGCACGUUCCAAUACAAGAUUCGCUAUUAGUGGUACAAGCUCAUGACCAUGAUAAAUCGAUAAACGGCCAAAUUAAUGGUAAAGUUAAUGGAAUUACAAAUGAAAACGUUAAUGAGAUACAAUAUGAUUUGUCGGCGAUCGUAAUACACUCUGGCUCAUCUGCUGAAUAUGGCCAUUAUUACACGUACGCAAAGGAUGAAGAUGAUGAUAAAUGGUAUAAUUAUAAUGACAGUUAUGUUAUUACUUCAUCGCUAUCAAGAAUUAUUUCUGAAGGGAAAGAUUUCAAAUCGGACACCCCUUACCUCUUGUUUUUCAAACAAAAAAAUAUAAAUAAUCACAAACUAUCUGAAAUUUCUCCAGUUCUUAGAGAAGAAGUUGAAAAGAAAAAUAACUACAAUGAUGCUUUUGGUAAAAGUGAUUUUUCAACGGAUGGCAAAAAGAAUGAUAAAGAUGAAGAAAAUCCACUUAGCGGAUACGAUUUUUUUGAUUUUGAUAAAUCUGUAUUUUAA
Rhizophagus irregularis DAOM 181602=DAOM 197198 is the source of this 2490-nucleotide messenger RNA. NCBI's taxonomy places the organism in Eukaryota, Fungi, Glomeromycota, Glomeromycetes, Glomerales, Glomeraceae. The record is from RefSeq and is a predicted model, not a curated record.